CUCCGGGGCGGGUACCCAGCGCCGGUAAAGCCCGGCACCGGUACAUGCACUCUCUAAUUUACAUGCACCUACCGUAUGGGGAGCAUGCAUGCAAUGCAGUGGUAUUCAUGAGCUAGCCGCUGCCUAUGAGGUCAAAUGUACGAACAGCAGAUCAUCAUAGCACCAUCUCGUCAGGGCAGGUCGUGUGAGGCUGCCCAAAUCGCAAAAAGCAUGCCAACGUGGCUGCUUCUGCUCCUCGGAGUCGCCUCGCGGCAGGAGCAGCCGUACCACAAGGGAAACGACCGCCCGGCGCCCUGGCGCUGCGACGAGCCGCGGUCUCGCGCGAGAACGGACCUGUGCUUUCCGUUGGACGAUUCGCUGCGAGAUGAUGGGAGUGAGGACGUACGUUUGUAUAAUAUGGAGCCCGAGCCCGUCAAAACCAAUAGGUCGUGUUGUGGGCUGCCUCCUGUAAAAUGUCCGGCGAACACGGAGUAUCCCCUGACGUGUUUGUUGGAUAAGGUGCCCUUCGCCACUCCGCCCGCGUGCGUCAAGCGCCAGUUCAAGUGCUGCCUGGACUACUGGACGAACCGGUUUCGCCUCGACGAGGCCUACACGAGGGCUCCCCCGCACGUGCGUUGUGAUUCAAAAUUCUGGGACGUGUAUGAUGUACAAGCGGACGACGUCAUCUUCGACCAGCGGUCCCUCAUGAAACUCGCUGCGGCGUUUGCGCCCUGGAUCUUCGUGCCCUACGAGGCGGAGCGCGUGCCCGCCCUAACCGAGCUGAACGGGACCAACAGCGACUACGUGGUGGUGGCCAAAUUGGGCUUCGGCUGGUUCGACCCCGAGGCAGCGAAGCCCGACGCGCUCGUACUAGCCCACAACUUGUUGCGGAACCCCGCGCGACCGAGGCGCCACGCGUACGCGCUGCCGCGCGGCGUCAAGGACCUCAAGCUUUGGAAGGACCGGUGUGCGGACAAUAGGAGGCCAGAUCGCGUGCGCUGCGCGGGCAUCCGGCUCCACCGCGACCGGGCGCGCAAAAUUUUGGCGCUUCGCAAAAACGGCGUCUGCGAACGGACGGCACGGACCGGCCGGCACUCGGGCAUCUUGAAGGGCGCCGGCUACGUCGACGCGUUGAGCGCCGCGCGCUACGCCGUUUCGCCGCCGGGCGUGGGCUUCGCGAACUACCGCACCGCGCCGCGUCCUUUCCAUGCGCGUCGGCGGGUGGGCCGCCGUCGACGCGCCUUCUCGCGCAGGCGACACCGAGGCGAUCGUCGCCGGCGCCGUGCCGAUUCUGGAACGACCGAUGUGGCCGCCCCAGCGGGGUCCCGUCGUGGAACUCCACGACGAACUGCCCCACGUCCUCGUAAAGAACGACACGGCGUGGGCUUCCCUGCGGAAUGAUUUGGACCACCUGCCUUCUCAUCGUCCGGCCGGCGACGCGCGCAAACACUACCUGCCCUACUGGCUCUACUUUAUCUUGAAGAGGCUCCGCGCCGCGAACGUCACCGAGGCGACGUGCACGGAGCCCAGCGCGGAAAAGGUGGAGGCAAAGGUACACACGUCAUGUCGCUGGGCCGCCAUCGGCGCCCCGUGGGACAACCUGGCGGUGAACAUGGGCCCCUUCCAGAACGUCGGGCGCCGGCGGAUCGCGAAGCCGCGGGCCUGGGGCGGCGAGGGCGCGUGGCGGCGCAAGGUUGGCCGCCCGUCCGGGGCCGCGUACUAAUUGAAGAAGUUGUCGCGGUGCCUUGGGAGGUAGGUGCCUUUCGGCGCGACGAAUAUGCGGGUUUACUUAGGGUUUACUUACUCCGAGCAGGUGGCGCCGGUCGUGCAUCGCCCCGCCACACUUUUUGCGUGUCGCGCGUGGGUGAAACGCGCGACGGGGAAACGCUGUUUGGGCUUAC
Messenger RNA from Pelagomonas calceolata, 1880 nucleotides. The record is from the annotation of a GenBank genome assembly. NCBI's taxonomy places the organism in Eukaryota, Pelagophyceae, Pelagomonadales, Pelagomonadaceae.